This is a messenger RNA of Symbiodinium necroappetens, 189 nucleotides long. The record is from the annotation of a GenBank genome assembly. NCBI's taxonomy places the organism in Eukaryota, Dinophyceae, Suessiales, Symbiodiniaceae.
GUGCAGCCUGCCAUCGGCUCGGAAAAUGUGGAUCCGGCAGGUUCCAUUCGCAUAUUCUUCGACAGUGUGAUCGUCAUGGACAAUCCCCAUGCCAAGAUCAGGAUUUACCCACGAGUCUUGGAGGACUUGUGCAAGGAGGUCGACCCACGAAGCUUCUACCCUUGGGACACUGGUACCGGUGAGCUCCAG